UUAUAGUUCAUGGUGUUAUAGUUAAACCAACGUUAUUACAGUGGCAUGAUUUUCUAAAUAAAUUUGAAUAUUUAAAUAAAUAAUUUUUAAAUAUGCCGACAUACGAAAUGCCUUUACUUCUUCGUGUGAUGGAUAAGCCAGAAACCUUUAACGUUUUAAAAAGAGCAGCAACUGCAAUUUUUGAUAAUGGUGGAAUUAUUAGAAAAAUAGAAAAUUUAGGUAUAAAACAACUUCCAUGCAAACUCAGCUUUAGAGGAAAAACUUAUUGGCAAGCAAAUCAUUUUUUAUAUCGUUUUGAUGUACCUCCAUCAAGAGUAAUGGAUCUUAUCGAUGAAUAUAAUCGAGAUGUCGAUAUCCUUAGAAAUAGAAUAUAUAAAGAAGAAAACAUUCAGCCCAUUGAAUGUACAUUACAUGAGGAAUUAUUACCUCCUAUAUAUAGGAAAGAUGUUAUGAAAUUAAUGGAGAUUGCAGAAAUACAGAGAAAAAAACAUGAGAAAUUACAAUUUAACAGAGAAAUGGUAUAUUAUCCUUCUUCAAAAUCUGAUUAAGUUUCAUAAUUUCAUUAUCUUAUGUACAUAGCUUUAUAAUAAAGUAAACAACUCUAUAAAAAUUAAA
Molecule: messenger RNA, 615 nt
Organism: Vespula vulgaris
Lineage: Eukaryota; Metazoa; Arthropoda; Insecta; Hymenoptera; Vespidae
Gene: mRpS6
Product: probable 28S ribosomal protein S6, mitochondrial
Exons: 4
Coding region: 93-548 (151 amino acids)
Biological process (GO): translation
Cellular component (GO): mitochondrial small ribosomal subunit; ribosome
Molecular function (GO): structural constituent of ribosome; small ribosomal subunit rRNA binding
Source: RefSeq, a predicted model, not a curated record